CAGUGCGUCACCCAGUCUUCCACUGCCCUGCCAAGAAUGCAACGACCCCAGAACCCGUAGCGGUCUUGCUUAUAAAUAGGCCUCUCUCUUCACUUGCAGCGCUCCAUCCAUCGACAGCAUCGGAGCGCUCGCAAAAACCUCCACACCUUCCUGAAAUAGUAGCCACUAGCUUCUUGAGCUGCUCCCCCUAGCUUUGACCCAUCCAUCGAGCUCCUUGCUUUGCUUCCUGAUCAUAUAUAUAUAUAUAUACACUCUAACUAGCUAGUUCUAUCAUAAGUAUCAGCCUUCCACACGGAUAUACAGGAUUUGUAUAGCUAGCUAUACCAGCUCGAUCAGCACCGUAACUGAUGGAGUUUGACCUGCUCAAUUACAGCCCGGAAGCGCAGCUUGAGCUGAUGAACACGAUGCUCCAGCUGGAGCAGCUCACUGCGCUGGACGCCCAUCAGUCGUCGCCGAUGGCACCUGUCUCGCCGCCGAUAUCCCCGGUGCAAACCCAUGCAGGUCAUCACAACAGCUUCUCACCGCCUCCGCCACACAUGUCGACGAUCACGACCACCACCGCCGGGUACCCAGCAGAGCAGUACCACACACCGCCGGCGGCCGCCCUGUACGCGGCCGCUACCGGCGGCAGCCUCGAUCACCUCCAGGACUGCUACGUGCUGUCGUCGUCCCCGGGCCCCGACAACAACAACAACAACAACGGCGGCGCCGCGGCCGCGGCCGCGCUGCAGCAGGCCAUGGGGUCGUCGUCGCCGACGUCGGCGGACGCGAUGCGGGAGGCCAUCUUCCACAUCGCCGCGCUGCAGCCGGUGGAGAUCGACCCGGAGGCGGUGCGUCCCCCUAAGCGCCGGAACGUGCGCAUCUCCAAAGACCCGCAGAGCGUGGCGGCGCGGCUGCGGCGGGAGCGCAUCAGCGAGCGCAUCCGCACCCUGCAGCGCCUCGUGCCGGGGGGCACCAAGAUGGACACGGCGUCCAUGCUGGACGAGGCCAUCCACUACGUCAAGUUCCUCAAGUCCCAGGUGCAGUCCCUGGAGCGCGCCGCCGCCGCCACCCACCGCGCCGCCGCGCUCGGCGCCGCCUACCCGGCCUUCCACGCGCCGUGGCAGUACGCGCUGCCCCACGGCGACAUGUGACGACGAGAACGAGAACGCACGCAUCACUCUCGAUCGAUUGUUACCAUCGAUCGAUCGAGCUAGCGCGCGCGCGCGCGCGUCGGUUGGCGAUCUCGACGGGGACGACGACGGCAUCUGCUGAUGCUCUUGUAGUGUUGUGUGUGUGUGUGCAUCAGCUAGCGCUAGAGCAUGAUGAUCGCAUGCUUGUGUAAAGAUGUAGGAGCUAGCCUUGAUACAUUUAUUGCUGUAGCUGCAUACGGCAUACGACGUGGUUGCUUUGCUCCAAUUUUUUUUGUUGGAGUCGUAGCCCGUGCAUGCUCGUAGUGAGUACGUACGUACGUACGUGCGUAGGCUGUACAUUUACAUUGUACCCCCUUGUUGUUUUCUUCUAUCCAUGGAGUGCUUCAUCUUCAUCAUCUUCGCACGCUAGCGAUCGAUGGAGCGAGCUUUCGCAGUA
Messenger RNA from Sorghum bicolor (sorghum), 1569 nucleotides. Its product is annotated as transcription factor bHLH87. The transcript has a single exon. Gene Ontology annotation, biological process: regulation of DNA-templated transcription. The record is from RefSeq and is a predicted model, not a curated record. Gene Ontology annotation, molecular function: protein dimerization activity; DNA-binding transcription factor activity. Bases 348 to 1133 code for a protein of 261 amino acids. NCBI's taxonomy places the organism in Eukaryota, Viridiplantae, Streptophyta, Magnoliopsida, Poales, Poaceae.